Silurus meridionalis is the source of this 709-nucleotide messenger RNA. It is a transcript of the gene ppil1, whose product is annotated as peptidylprolyl isomerase (cyclophilin)-like 1. Lineage: Eukaryota; Metazoa; Chordata; Actinopteri; Siluriformes; Siluridae. The coding region runs from base 124 to 624 and encodes 166 amino acids. The record is from RefSeq and is a predicted model, not a curated record. Gene Ontology annotation, molecular function: peptidyl-prolyl cis-trans isomerase activity. Gene Ontology annotation, biological process: protein folding; protein peptidyl-prolyl isomerization. The transcript has 4 exons. Gene Ontology annotation, cellular component: catalytic step 2 spliceosome.
UCUUCGUGAUUUUAUAUGCAAAGAAAAAGAACACUUCCGUAGCACGUUUUGAUGUACUAUUUCUUGAGUUUAUUUCGGUAUAUUUUCGGGAAUACAGAGUUCUGUUGCUGUUAAGACUCAGAAAUGGCAGGAAUCCCUCCAGACUCGUGGCAGCCUCCUACAGUGUCACUGCAGACCUCUAUGGGGAACAUCGUGUUGGAGUUGUACUGGAACCACGCACCGAAAACCUGCAAGAACUUCGCCGAGCUGAGCAGACGAGGGUAUUACACCACCACCAAGUUUCAUCGCAUCAUUAAAGAUUUCAUGGUGCAAGGUGGCGAUCCGACAGGAACUGGUCGUGGUGGUGCAAGUAUCUAUGGAAAACAGUUUGAGGAUGAACUUCACCCAGAGCUGAAAUUCACAGGCGCUGGAAUCCUUGCUAUGGCUAAUGCUGGCCCAGACACAAAUGGAAGUCAGUUCUUUUUAACACUGGCCCCCACACAGUGGCUUGAUGGCAAGCACACAAUAUUUGGGAGAGUUUGCCAAGGCAUGGGCGUUCUUAGUCGAAUUGGCAUGGUGGAGACUAACAGUCAAGAUCGGCCAAUAGAGGAGAUAAAAAUUCUCCAUGUGAAUCUACCUAACUGACAUUUGUCAAAAAUACACUUUUUGUACAGUAUUGCUUUUUAAAAAAACAAAAACAAAAAAAACAAUAAACCAACAUUUUAGUGUU